Sarcophilus harrisii (Tasmanian devil) is the source of this 1787-nucleotide messenger RNA. RefSeq names its product transmembrane protein 40 (gene TMEM40). The transcript has 12 exons. The coding region runs from base 388 to 1080 and encodes 230 amino acids. NCBI's taxonomy places the organism in Eukaryota, Metazoa, Chordata, Mammalia, Dasyuromorphia, Dasyuridae. The record is from RefSeq and is a predicted model, not a curated record.
CCUCUGCCUCUCUUGGACCAGAAAUCCAGGAAUCCCAAAGACAGGGAAGCUAGCCUGUGGGUCUGUUUGCUCCCCAGAGCUAGAUAACAGGAUAUCAGGAGCUCCAGCCUCUCUCGGUGGCCCAUGUUCUUGAAGGGGACCCACCCCCCUAGAAGAAAAGAGCCUCAAGAGGAACAAGACAACUAUAGAGAUGAGUCAGGGUAUGGGGCCCAGCAGGGAGGGAGCUGCCAGAGUCAUGUGUUGCUCAUUCAGAACCGUCAUCGUCAUGGUGCUUGGAUGGGCCUGCCCUCUUCCUUGAUAUGUUCUUCUCUGCCCAUCCUUGUCACAAUCCUCUGAAGCACAUAGCAGCAGUACUCAACGUCCUUGCUUCCGAGAACAGAGAAGGCCAUGGCUACUUCAGGAACACCCCCUCCACCUUGGGAUGAGCACGAUCCCCUCCAGGAAGACUCAGAACAACCAGAUAAAGAAACCAAAGUCCAUGAAAAAGAAAAGGAGUACCCUCUUUCAAAAGGAGAAUAUACAAAUGAUACUUCUUCUUGCUUUCCACCUCCACCACCACCACCACCACCACCUUCAUCAUCAUCAUCUUCAUCAUCAUCAUCAUCAUCGUCAUCAUCAUCAGACAGCAACAGUGAUGAUGACCAACUCCAUGGGAUCGACAGAAAACCCCAUCCAGAUAUUGUCAAAGAUGAACCAGUGAUUAAGAAGGAUGAACUUCAGCUCUAUGGAGAUACAUCUGGAGAGAAAAAACCCUAUGGUGAAUUAGAGCUCAGAAGAAGAGAAGUUUCACCAACAGAAGAGCCAGAAAUGGAAGAUACUCAAGCAAGAAGAAUGAACAUAAAGAAAGAUGAUGAAUUUUUCCAUUUUGUCCUCCUUUGCUUUGCUAUUGGGUCCGUGCUAGUCUGUUAUCACUACUAUGCAGAUUGGUUCAUGUCUCUGGGUGUUGGGCUGCUAACCUUUGCUUCUCUGGAGACGGUUGGAAUAUAUUUUGGCCUAGUGUAUCGGAUUCACAGCGUCCUUCAGGGUUUCAUCCCCCUCUUUCAGAAAAUAAGACUAAUAGGUUUCCGGAGGUCAGACUGAGAAGUUGGUUUUAGGGAGACAGCUGGCAUCAGGUUGGAUUUGGGAUUGUCGAUCCAGAAAUCAUAAAUCAAUCAUCCCACAACAACACCAUAAAGGAACCCACGACCACCAACCCAUGCCUUGAUUAAACUGCUGGAGAAUACUUUGUCCUUUAGGAUCACCUAAUGAGUCUGAGUAUUGGACCAGCCAUAGUUGUCAGAUCCUAAAUUUAGAUUGGUUUUAUUCUAAGGAGUGACUUAAUAAUGAAGGGGAGGGAAAGGGAAAUAGGUGGGAGUGGAAGAAGACCCAUGUCUUCCCACCUGACUGGUUCUGAUUCUGAAGAAGAGAAGAUUUCAUUGGGAAAGCCUUGGGAGACAAAUGGUCUUGAUAAGAGUGUCAUCAGCAUUCCUCCCAACUUUGGUCUGAUCAAGGCCUUGACCAUGACCUUCAUCUUCAGCUUCCUCUGUGCUAGACAAUCUUCAACCAAGUGGCAUUUGUUGAUCUGAACUGAAAGAAGAAAGAAGUUGGCUGAAAAAAAGAGUUGGCCAGGCCCAGAACCAUCCAAGCCAGAAGGGAUGGGACACUUUUAUCAAACUGUUGAGUCAGACAGAGAUCUAUAGUUUCUUCAAUUAUUCAAGCUGAAAACUAUGACCAAUGGCUACAUAGGAAGAAAUAUAUCAUGCUGGGAGAAGAAAGAAAUCAGAAUAAAUUGUUUAUGAUCAUGAAAA